Esox lucius (northern pike) is the source of this 2622-nucleotide messenger RNA. RefSeq names its product glycerate kinase (gene glyctk). The coding region runs from base 686 to 2269 and encodes 527 amino acids. Gene Ontology annotation, molecular function: glycerate kinase activity. Gene Ontology annotation, biological process: protein phosphorylation. The record is from RefSeq and is a predicted model, not a curated record. NCBI's taxonomy places the organism in Eukaryota, Metazoa, Chordata, Actinopteri, Esociformes, Esocidae. Gene Ontology annotation, cellular component: cytoplasm. The transcript is spliced from 5 exons.
GCCAGGAUCUAAAUCCAACUGACAAUAUGCAAAUAAGAAUUGAAAGUUGCUGUUCACCAGAGGUCCUCAUCCAGCUUUACAAAGCUUGACCAAUCUUGCAAAGAAUGGGCAACAACUGCAAAGUUGGUAGAGGCAAAUAGAAUCAUGGCUCUAAUUGCUGCCAAAGGUGCCUAAACCAAAUACGGACAAAAGGCAGAAAUAACAUAUGCAAUAAAAAAAAUUGUGUAUUGUGUUUUGUAUUUAUAAUUAUUUCACAACAAUUUGUAAAUUAAAACUUUACUUUUGAUAUGAUAGCCUUUUUUGCAUUGAUCAGUGGCAAACACCCUUAAUGAAAUCAAUUUGGAUUUCAUGUGGUAAAAUAGUAAAAUGUCAAAGGGGUUGAAUACUUUUGAGGCAGUGUGCUCCCAUUAUCUUAAACUAAACAGUAGUACUGAUUGGUUUACCAUGUAUUAUCGCUGACUGUACCAAACCGUCUGAAGACACAAACACACAGGCUUUCAGCCCUUCGGUCAAUGUGAAGUAAAUCAUUACACAGAGGGUACACAUUCAACUGAGUUGAGCCCUGUCCAGAUUUCGCCAGACUGCCUUAGUGCUGAUCUUGACUGGAAGUACAAAUCCCUCACACAGAGGAAAUCCACAGGAUCCUCAUACUCUGUGUACAGGUGGUCCCUGCAAAGACAGCCUAAUGGCACGUGCUCUUUCCUUGUUUCGGCCUUUGUUUUUCAUGCCCCCUGUGGGAGUGAGGCGAGCCAUAGUGUGCAGAAUGUCGCUGGACACGCGAGCACGGGAGGUGUUUGCUGCGGCUAUCGAAGCUGUCCAACCAGACACCGUUGUACAUCAGGGCCUGCAGCGUACAGGAGACACCCUCCUAGUGAAUGGGCAUAGCUUCACACUCCGAAACAACCUGCACCUAGUGGGCUUUGGCAAAGCUGUUUUAGGUAUGGCUGCUGAGGCAGAGAGGAUUGUGGGGGACCACUUGGUGCGAGGAGUGGUCAGUGUACCACAUGGGAUUCAGGAGACCCUACAGCAGCAUGGGAAAGACCAGAUGUUAUUGAAGGAAGGCAGUCGUAUCAAAGUCAUGGAGGGAGCUAAGCACAACCUGUCAGAUUCUGAGGCCCAGAGGGCAGCCGAAUGUAUAAAAGACCUGGCAAGCACACUGACAGAGAACGACCUGUUGCUUGUUCUCAUUUCAGGAGGUGGGUCUGCACUGCUGCCUGCACCAGUCCCACCCAUCUCUCUUCAAGAGAAACAGGAUGUCACACGCCGACUCGCUGCUGCUGGUGCCACCAUUCAGGAGCUCAACUCUGUACGGCGUGCCCUGUCCUUACUAAAGGGAGGGGGACUUGCUCACUGCGCUCACCCUGCUCAGGUGGUAUCUCUGGUUUUGUCCGAUGUAAUCGGCGAUCCUCUGGACUUGAUAGCCAGCGGCCCCACGGUGUGGACUGAGGUGUGUCCUGAGGAGGUAUGGUCAGUGCUGGGCCGGUAUGGGUUAUCCACAGCCUCGCUUCCUGCCUCAGUCAAAGAGGUCCUUGGACGCUCGUUUCCACGGUGGGAGCCAGUCGGAGACCAGUCGGACAGAGCAGCACGUGUCUUCAACGCCGUGAUCGGGUCCAAUAGCAUUGCCCUGGAAAGUGCAGGGCGGCGAGCACGGGAGCUCGGAUUCCGUCCGGUGGUGCUGUCACCGGGGGUACGCGGUGACGUGCGGUCAGUCUCCCGUCUCUACGGCCUCUUGGCUCAUUUCGCCUGCUCCCACAAGGAACCCCCUACAGAGUUGCCUGCUGAGAUCCUGAAGCUGGGACCUGAGACGGGUGUGGAGAGCUGGGACUUGUGCCGCGCCAUGCAGGUCCUCGGCGAAGGGCGUGCGGAGGGCUGGGGAGCCACAUGUUUGCUGGCCGGAGGAGAGCCCACGGUCCAACUGACGGGCAGGGGCUGCGGCGGUCGGAACCAAGAGCUGGCCCUGCGAGUGGGGCUGGAGCUCAGAGGCAUGGAGCUCCCUCCGAAAGGACCUGUGUUCCUGAGCGGCGGAACAGACGGUCAGGACGGUCCAACCGAGGCCGCGGGGGCAGUCACAGACGCGGGGCUUGGCGAAGAGGCGCAGACGCAGGGGCUGGACGCCAAGGGCUUCCUCGUCAACAAUGAUUCCUUUACCUUCUUUUCACGCUUGUCUGGUGGGCAGCGGCUCCUCCUACCAGGGUUAACUGGUACCAAUGUGAUGGACGUGCACAUGCUGCUCAUCCCCCCAAUUCCUGUAGUUGUGUCUGGACAUUAAAUCAGACAAUUCAGUAUGAAUCCAGCGAACACUACCAGGUAUUUCUUAUGAGUGUGGCUUUUCAGUGUUGCCCAUGCUAAUGAUUGUUUCCAAGAAGCAACUCUGGAGAUCAACACUUUCUUUAAAAAGCAUCAGUCAGUUAUGUCUACAGAAAUAAGAAUAAAUAGCACUGUCAAUGUUUUCCAUUUGUGUUACUUGUCAAAAUCGCUUUUGGUUUGCAGUUGUGGAGUUAAUUUUAGACAAUGACAAGUAACUACUCAACAAAUGUUACUACUAGGCAAAUGUGUUUAAUAUCUGGUACUCAUCAUUUACAAAACACUAACGCAACAUCUACAAUAAAUUUGCCUUCAUCA